AUGCCAGGCCCUCUGGCAAUGGCAAUGGAGGAGAUAAGAAGAGACAAGGACCUGACAAGAAACAGACAAACCAGAAGAAACUGCCUAAGCGGUGCUUUUGGUGUGGCCGGGUUGGGCACAUCAGAGUUCACUGCAACAGGUUCCAGUGCCAUGAGUGUCAAAGGUAUGCCCCUGGGCAUCUGCCUGGUCGCUGCCCUUGGGUGGGAAGGAGGGAGGAGGACAUGGAGUACUAUGUUGAUUGGUGUGAUGUUGGAAUUGUUGACCAGGAGGAUGAGGCUGCUUUGGGCAUGCUGGCCCAGCACCCCCACCCCCCUCUCCCCCUUUGCACCACCACCAGUAAAGAGCGAGGCAUUUGAUCCAUACACAGAUGACCCAUUGCUCUUUGAGUUCAAGGCUCCAAAACGCAAGUCUGAGAUCGAUCCUUACAGGGAUGAGGAGCAUCAUCUUGGCCCUAAAAAGGUGAAGGUGGAUCACCAUUGGCGUGAUGAGAAGCCUCUCCCCAGGAGCAAAUUUCCCAGCAGGAAGGAGAAGACAGACAUUGAGCUAGAAGAGCAGAGAUCAAAAGAGCACCCACCCAUUGAAUGUGGUUUCAUGCUCUCAGCUGUCCCUCUCCACAUUCAUCACAAGAGGAGGUGCUUCAGGUUGCCUGGGGUCUGGGCACUGCCAUCAGAGUCUCCUCCAAAUCAGUCCUUCACUCAAAAGUCCAAGCCAACUAGAGUGAAGCCAUUGUGUGACAGCAUACAGACAGUCUGCAGUGAUGAGGAGUUCAUUCCAGGCCUGGAUUUCUUGUAG
Molecule: messenger RNA, 792 nt
Organism: Rhodofomes roseus
Lineage: Eukaryota; Fungi; Basidiomycota; Agaricomycetes; Polyporales; Fomitopsidaceae
Exons: 8
Coding region: 1-792 (263 amino acids)
Source: RefSeq, a predicted model, not a curated record